Molecule: messenger RNA, 1887 nt
Organism: Hyposmocoma kahamanoa
Lineage: Eukaryota; Metazoa; Arthropoda; Insecta; Lepidoptera; Cosmopterigidae
Product: spermine oxidase-like
Exons: 8
Coding region: 77-1528 (483 amino acids)
Molecular function (GO): polyamine oxidase activity
Source: RefSeq, a predicted model, not a curated record
GACCCACGAUUAUUUUAAUAUAAUCUUUCAGUUUAAAUAACCCCUCGGCGAGUUAGUAUCGGUAGUUACGUCCAGAAUGGGUUUGGAAGUAGUUAUAUUGUUUGUAGCUCUUAGCUAUGUUUUGGGUUCACCCACACCUCAACCCUACGACACAAUUGUCAUUGGGCUGGGCUCCGCUGGUACCACAGCUGCAUCAACUCUGGCCCGUGCUGGAAAAAGGGUUCUAGCUUUGGAAGCUCAAGAUCGCAUUGGUGGGAGAGUAAAUACGGUGCCCUUUGGUGAUGGACUCGUGGAAGUUGGAGCAGAAUGGAUCCAUGGCACACAACAUAGCAGAGUUUACGAUCUGGCAAUAGCUAACAACGUAACAUUAAUGUCACAAGAUUCCGAAUUCGAGGCAUACCGCUCCGAUGGUACCACCUCAGACGCGCAGUUGGUGAAAGAGCUCAUGAUGUACUGCUUAGAAGUGGCUGACACCCCGUCUGAGGAGCAGGAGGCAUUGGGGCAUUAUAUUACUAGAAAACUAAAUGUGUACUUACAAGAGAAACACCCAAAAAUUCUAGAAAACCAAGAUUUUAUGGACAGUUUUCUCAAGUUCAUGAAUUUUAUAAUAAAUAGCUACGAAGCUACUAACGACUGGAAUGAUGUCAGCGCGUAUACGAAAUACGAGAGCCUGGAGGGAAACCAACACAUGAGCUGGCAUAGAUACGGUUACAAAACUUUCUUUGAUAUUUUGUUGGACAAAUACAACAACGGCCCCGGCCUGCCAACCCUGGAAAUAAAGCUAAACACAGAAGUGACAAAGGUCACAUGGCCACAAGACCCUAAAGAGAAUGUAAUAGUAACGACAAAAGAUGGAACCACUUACACAGCCAAUAAUGUUAUUGUUACGAUAUCGUUGGGUGUGUUGAAAGAACGAUACACAACCUUAUUUUCUCCGGAGUUGCCUCAGAAAAAAAUUACAGCUAUAGACAAACUAACUAUGGGUGUUUUAGACAAAAUAAUUGUGUCCUUCGAAAAGCGCUGGUGGGGAGAUGCCCUCUUGGAUUUCUUUCUUUUGUGGAGACCAGAAGAUUUGAAAGAUCUACCAAAAGACGAUUGGAUAACGAAAAUCGGUGGUAUUAGUAUGCCAAUGGGUUCGAAUAAUACUCUCACUCUCUGGUUGAAUGGAGAUGUAGCGAAAUUGGUAGAAACACUUCCAGAGGAGGAUGUAAAGAGCAAAGUCGUUGAGUUGCUGAGGCGAUUCAUGGGGCACAAGUACACGAUACCUGAACCAACAGGUAUGAUACGGUCGACAUGGUUCACAAACCCAUUCACCCGUGGCAGUUACACAUACGACAACCUGGAUGUCCCAAAUCACCCUACAGCCCGUUCAGACCUCGAAGCUCCACUCCUCGACUCAGCCAUGAAACCAAGAGUUCUGUUCGCUGGUGAAGCCACUAAUGAGAAGCAUUUCGGCACGGUACACGGGGCCAGUGAGACUGGUUACAGAGAAGCUAUGAGGUUGUUACCAAAUGAUAGUAACGUUUAAGAUGAAAGUCAGAAAGUAGUCUUGGGUUGAUGCGGAUUUGAGUCAAUGCAGCGUCAAGGCGAGACAAUCUCGGACUUGAAAUUUUAACUAUGUUCCAUUUUUUAUUGGACUUUUUAAAUUACAACACUCAUACAAAUCUGUUCAGGUUUAAGAGUGUAAAGUAAAACCGUGUUAAUGUUUUUGUAAUUAUUAAAUAAAUUAAAAAAUAUAUGUCGAUAAUGAAAUAACCGGUUUUUUUAAUUCCGUAUUGCUUUUGUCUGUGCCUUUUGACGGUUUCUUCUCAGUCUACCAGGUUUUUUCCCACCCUCUAAGACCAGGCGCCAUGGACUCCGUGUAUUGCUUAGCUUAGACUAUGGAUU